AUGAAGGAAGAUAAAGAAAACACCCGACCCAGGGAGAGAAGAGUGGAAAUAAUGUGCGAAGAUUCGGAGAGGACAGAGAAGUCGAAAGAAAAGAAGGAGAGCAUGACAAAGAUUGUGAUCAGAAGGCUGCCACCAAGUCUCACUAAAGAGGAGCUUGAGGAGCAACUGCAGCCUCUUCCAGAAGUAGACUACUUGGAAUUCUUCUCCAAUGACACCAGCCUGUAUCCUCACCUCUUUGCGAGGGCAUACAUUAACUUCAAGAACCAAGAGGAUAUUGUAUUGUUCAGGGAUCGCUUCGAUGGCUAUGUAUUCAUUGACAACAGAGGACAAGAGUACCCUGCUAUUGUGGAGUUUGCGCCUUUUCAAAAAACGUCCAAGAAAAAAAACAAGAAAAAGGACGCCAAGUGCGGAACCAUAAGUGACGAUCCUGAUUACAAGAAGUUCUUGGAUUAUUACACUGGAGACAAUGAGAAGUUGACAUCUACUCCCGAGACUCUGCUGGAAGAGAUUGAAGCCAGGUCAAAGGAGCUAAUAGCUAAAAGAAAUACUCCCUUGUUGGACUUCCUAAAGAACAAACAACGAAUCAGGGAGGAGAAGAAAGAGGAGAGGAGAAGACGGGAGCUGGAGCGAAAGCGUCUUCGUGACGAAGAGCGCCGCAAAUGGCGUGAGGAGGAGCGACGGAAACGCAAAGGAGGCGAGAAGAUGAAGAAACUGGAUAAAAUGUCGGAAAAUGAAAAGGACCAAGUCAAGGAUGAGCCAAAAAUCAAACUGCUGAAGAAGCCAGACAGAGGAGACGAUGCCGAUUCUGACAAAAUGAGGGAGAAGUUAAAAAAAGCUGAGAGGCCCAGUAGAGAGGACAUCAGAAGCACUGAGCACAAGAGACGACAAAACAUUGACAACAAGGAAGAGCGCGCAAAGAGAGCGGACGAGGAAGUGCGUAGGGAAUUCCGUGAGCAUGACGCCGACCGUGACAGAGAGCGUGAACUGGAGAAGGAGCGUCUACAAAGGGAGAAGGAGCGCCUGAGACGACAGGAGCGACGCCGGAGGAGGGAGAAGCACGACGCCGAAAACGUCAGUAGGAAGUGGGUGGAGGAGGAAGGGCCAUCGAAAAAGGAUAGGGAGCGGCUGCCGGACAAGAAACGGAUUGACAACGUAUCAGAAUCUGACAAGGCUGAGAAGACUAUUAAAGACAACAAGAAGGACGACAGCUCCAAGAGAGAACGACUACGGAAUAGAGAUCGUCCUGCAAUCCAGCUGUACCAGCCUGGAGCACGAAGCCGCAAUCGUCCAGGAGGAGGAGGAGCAGGUGACUCCAGUGUUGCGGACAGGAAACCAGACACUGAGAUGAAGAAAAUGACUGAAAAGGGCGACGACUAG
Nerophis lumbriciformis (worm pipefish) is the source of this 1377-nucleotide messenger RNA. The record is from RefSeq and is a predicted model, not a curated record. Lineage: Eukaryota; Metazoa; Chordata; Actinopteri; Syngnathiformes; Syngnathidae.